This is a messenger RNA of Rhipicephalus sanguineus (brown dog tick), 1146 nucleotides long. RefSeq lists its product as uncharacterized. The transcript has 5 exons. NCBI's taxonomy places the organism in Eukaryota, Metazoa, Arthropoda, Arachnida, Ixodida, Ixodidae. The record is from RefSeq and is a predicted model, not a curated record. Bases 1 to 1098 code for a protein of 365 amino acids.
AUGGCGGCUACGUAUGCCAACAUGCUCAAGUUCUGCCUAGUAACAGCCAUUCUUAUUGCUGGAUCGAGGUCGGAAGAAUCCGACAAAGAAGACGCAAGUGCCCCCAAGUAUAACAUUCGCCUGGCCAACGGGACCAGCUUCGAAAUUACCACGCAUGGCUUUCAAGAGUUCUCAAAGGGCAACAACUCCGUAGAAAUUGUCAAGUUCAACAAGUGCGCUAGGGACCUGUACGACCGCGUCCAGUCAAAUAUCACAGAUCACCUGCGCAUCAGAGACGUCGGUGAGCUGGGACCUGCGUUGCGAAACCUGUCUUCGCUUCACCGGCUGAACGGCAACAUCGUCAAGAACCUCGAAGCUUUGCAAAACAGCUUCCAGAGGCUGCGCCUGCCACCUUCCGGUGGCGCGUCAGGCAUCGAACCCUUGCAGCGAACACUGCAGUCGGCCAGCGAAGCCUUCCGCAACAUGUCCAAGUCGGUGACGUCGGGCGCCGCUCUGCAGACAGUGGUGCAUAACUUCAACCGAACGUUGCAAACAUUCAACAGCAUCGCCACGGCAGGCGUGAAUGCCAUGACGCCCACGGCCAAUCAGCUCGUGCAUCGCUUCCAGGAAGACUUGAAGAACAUCCAAAACGUCACCCGGUCGUUGCCCAGGACUGACGUGGCGCGGCUCACGGAGCAGACGAGGGGCAACCUGACCUUGCUGGUGCGCAACCUGACCGGCGCUCUGCCUGUGCUCAUGCGAAGGAUGGCCACACAGGGAGCCGAGAGCACGCGGCUACUGAGGGAAUUUGUGACCGCGCUAUCACACAAUCUCAGGAAUGCCUCGUUGGCUCUCUCAAACAGUGGAAACCCGAGUGGAAACUCCACUGGCAGCACCCUCCCAACGGCCAGUCACGACCUCCUGCAGGCGUACGACGGCUUCCAGUUGGCCGUCAACAACGGAAUGCUCGCGAUGUCCGACUUGGUGCGCGGAUCGCUGAAGCUCGUCAACCCGGCCAACUGGCACGUUGGCCGCGUCGGGCUUGGCGCCGGAGAUGGACAAACGCCACAAGCUGGCAUCAACAAGUUCAUCGGGCAGCUCUUCAGGAGGAGAGGCUAGGCGUGUGUAGCAUAGUUUCAGGUGUUUACAUUUUUUUCUCACGUGACG